Molecule: messenger RNA, 4065 nt
Organism: Talaromyces rugulosus
Lineage: Eukaryota; Fungi; Ascomycota; Eurotiomycetes; Eurotiales; Trichocomaceae
Exons: 2
Coding region: 1-4065 (1354 amino acids)
Source: RefSeq, a predicted model, not a curated record
AUGGCAGAGCCGGUCAGUCACGAUGUGGUAAACCAAACCCGGUCGGGCGGCGAGUUCUCGCCAUCCGACGUUCCUGCGAGCAUCAACGACAAGACUUCUGCUGAAGGGGACGUGGGGAGGAUAACCAUUAAUCAACUUGACGAACAAGACAGCCCAUCAACCGGCGAACACAAGACAGCUAUGGAUAUAAAUGAGAGUGAAAAUUUCGUUGGCCAAGGCAAUGGAGUGAGUAGCGGGACUUCUGUGUCUGCAGAGGGAGGUGCUGACAACUGGCAGGAUGUGGGUAGACAAGGGCCAAACUCUGUGGCCAGCAGAGCGUUGGAAUUAAACGGUGUUGCGUCGCUCUCAGAUGGUGGUGAAGACAGCUCGCUUGGUGGAUCGGAUACCGACACAAGUCGAAACGACGGUCGUCAUCAUGCUCGGACUGGAUCUAUGAAAAAGCCAACGGCAUUUAAGCCUGUUUCGUUUGCAAAAUUUUCAGUGCCCAAAGCACCGGGAUCCUCAACAGUCCCCAAACCUGGUGACAAACGUACUAUCCAAUCAUCUUCUCCCGAGGGAACUGAGCUAACGACCAUAGCAACCACGCCUGUUUCUUCUUCUUCGAUCGCUUCUCCACAACUUGCGACACGGCCGCGCCUAGUUGCAAAGACCACGAGUGGGCUUGGGUCAUUGUCUAAGCCUAGUGCCUCUUUGAAGGCUACCUCAAGUGGCCCUGACCCAAGUCAGGUUUGGAACAAAAACAGGCCUGCCCAACCUCCGUCUACGAAGCAUCUUACCGAUGAAGAGUUAAAACAACAAUAUGGCAUCCACAUGACGUCUCGGAUACAGGAAGAUGGGAAAGCGACAGAAGCUAAGUGGGCAGACAUCGAUGAUGACGAAGAGGACUGGGCCCCGGAGACUAUCGAAUGGAACGAUGGGACAAAGAUCAAUCUCACACAUGCUGAAAAUGAUGUCCCUCCUCAAGAUACGCCACAAACCCAUAAAGCGAAGGAAGUUGCACAUCAUCCAGAAGAAAAUGUACCACGUGAGGCACCGAGGACGCUUCUAUCGAAACCGUCGACUACAGUUGGGCCGAAUGCUACUGUUCUUCGUUUGGGUGCCAGUGCAGAGAGGCAGCAACAACAAGCAAAGGCUGCCAUUGCCUCCAGAUCUGGUGGUGACAGGCCAAUGUUGACUGUGAAAAGCCCCGCGCCGCCACCAUCCAAGUCUCCGUGGGCAGCACUACCACCUGUAGAGAGAAUUUCACCCAUACACCCGCCUUUUCAAGGUGCUCAGGGCCAGCAUAUUUCUCGAAUGCCGAAUAGAGAACAAGCAGUUCCGGAAAAUGCCAUUCAUUCUAUACCUACGCGCGAAAUAGCGGCGGAUGAUUUCAACCGCUCUUGGCGAGACGAACAAUCGAAUGCUCCACGAGAGCUUUUUAAUUCUCACUCUGGCAGGUAUGAACCGGUCCCGGACAACAGGAAAGGCUCAACUCGCCAAGAAGUCCACUCGCGCGCCCCAGCGGUUCUCCAGCGGCCUGGUGGCAAUGAUCUCGCUGGUCCUGCAGAACCGUCCGCUGCGUUUCAAACUCAUAGGUCUACCCACCCGGAAAUUGGCCCUUGGACCCGUCGACGUGCCUCGUCAAAUGUUAGCGGUGGUAGUGGUAGCUAUGGCCGUCGGAUGUCGUUUGGGCGACCUGAUGGUCCUGGAAAGACCCAUGACGGUAGGCGGGGUUCUCAAGUAAAUGGGACAUUGGAACAUCCGAUACAACCAAAUGAGGCCCCUCAUGUGAAGGAGCCCGGUUUGCAGGAUAACCAACAACCUGCAGCCAGCAUACCAGGGCAACCCGGGGCGCCAAACAACGGUGCGUAUGCACCCCCAGUGUCUCAACCUGGAGCGGCACAAACCCAACCGGAAGCGCCGAGCCAGGAAGUUCCGCAAAGCUCCAGCGAAGAUUUAGUGAUCAUGCAGCAGCGUAUUAUGAAGGAAAAGAGGAUGGAGGCUCGUCAGAGGAGGAUUGAACAAGAACAAAAGGAGGAAGCAGCUCGCCGAGAACGAAUUCGUUUGAAGCUGGAAGCCCUGGGGCCUGCACCUGAAGUUAAGGCCAAACCUGAAGAUCAAGCAGAUUCUACAUCCUUGCCAGGUACACGCCCUACGGUUCAGUCUCCUCCGAAGCCCCCAGUCCCUGAACCAACUGGAGAACCCAAGCAGUACGGAAUGAUGAAAGUUCACCCACCGGAGCCGGUUAAGAAAAUUGUCCCUUCUAUUCAAGAACGUGUCGUCGAGAAGCCUUCAACGGUAUCUGCACCUCCCCGUCGUGGUGUGUCUCCAGCUCGAGAUGCUAAAGCAGAGCCCGUUCAGCCGAAUGGCAUAUUGCCACAUGGUGAAUCUUUCCCCAAAGCCCAUGGUCAAGAUGUCGAAGACUCCACAUCCGAUGAGAAAGAUUCACAAUGGAAGGGCAAUAUCAACCCUAACACAUACUCGCCUUGGACCACCGCACCAAAGCUUAGCAAUCACCCUUCUCCAAGUUCAAAUCCGUGGAAACCUCUUAGCAGCGAUAAAACUCUUGGGAACGGCACCUUCGAUCGCAGCCUAACCAACUUUUCUCCACGGGACCUGUCUCUACGCACUCCUAUCGCCUUGGCUGAGCCUACGUCUAUUGUACCUCUCCCUGGAAAUAUGGAUAAGAUGAGCGGACCCCAACCUUUUACCUCCACAAGACUUGGAAAAGACGGCCAGCCUCUAUCCGCUCUUCCCCCAUCUGAAAAGCGCCAUGUUUCAUAUGAACCGUUUCAAGCAAUCACUAGGCCACGGCCUAUUGGACCUCCAAAUACUCAUUGGGCCUCUGAACCUCGUCGUGGUGCAACCGCGGCUUGGAACAGUUUUCCUGCGGUUGCAGCCAAGCAGGACGCAGAAGAUAAUAAACGCUUCCAACGGGAGCUUGAAUCUAUGCGCGAUGAACCCUCUGCUUCGCUUGAUAUCAGUGAAUUAGCCGAAACAUGGCGCCAAGUUCAGCCAGGUGAGCAGGCUGGGAAAAGGCAAGUAGUUAGUGUGGUGAAGCAAACAGAAGCACCAGCACCUUUACCAAGCCUGCCUGGUUUCGAUGCUUCUAUCGAUGGUCUUCCAUUCACAGAGACCCAACCUCGGCCUUUUAGUAAUGUCAUUGGUCGUGGAUCCCGCUUUUUCCCUACAAUCACAGAUACACCAAAAGGUACCGUGAUCGUUGAUGACGCACGACCUCGAAGCCCAUCUCCUCCACCCCCUGAGGAGCAUUCCUCUCAUCCGGCAUUUAGUGGCAAUAUCUACCGUCCGUUGGUCAACUUACCCAUUCCCAAACCUGUCGUUAGACUGCCACCAAAAGGUAAAGCGGCACCUUCAAAGCCACCGACCUUUGCUUCCAUGGCAAUGGCUCCGCCUCGACCUACUCGCCAGGUAAACGUUGCCACAUCUUGGCAAGACCGUAUCAACGGGCUAUUAGGGAAAAACGCUGUACCUGAAAAGAGGAACACUUUGGCCGUGACUUCUGCGACCCGAGAGCCGCUCGAUGUUCAAUCUAAUCCAGCUUCAGCGGCUGUUUCGCUCCCGCAUUCACUCCGACAAGUAACCACAAUGGAACCUAGCGUUGCUAGUAAAGUGGUUUCCAAGGAGGUUGAAGAGGAAGAAGCAAUUUUCGAGGAUCGUGAGGUUGGGUCAUUGCCUAUUGUUCACAUACCGAUCAUGGCACCACCGAACGCAUGGCAUGCGGCUCUUCCUCCACCUACACGAAUGCGCCCCAAAAUUCUCAAACCCAUGCAGGUCCAUAGUAUUGAGCCAUAUGCCUUUGACCCACCGGAGAAAGACAGUUCCGGAAACUGGCAGGUUCGUGUACACCCUGCAGGAUCUACGAACGCGAAGUCGGUCGCUUUUGCAAAGAAACCCCCGGGUCCUGCAUCACGGCAGAAAGCACCAUCUAGCUUCCGUACUCGCAAACAUCCUCCCAGGUCCAGAGAUGUGUCGGCAAAAUCCAACACAACCCAAGGUUCCAAGAGGCAGACAUCAUCUACGCACAAUUCGAAACACAAUGGGCCACCCACUCGUGGUACUUAG